Molecule: messenger RNA, 1122 nt
Organism: Sparassis crispa
Lineage: Eukaryota; Fungi; Basidiomycota; Agaricomycetes; Polyporales; Sparassidaceae
Exons: 3
Coding region: 1-1122 (373 amino acids)
Molecular function (GO): metal ion binding
Source: RefSeq, a predicted model, not a curated record
AUGUAUAAGCCAUACGCACUCGCGCCCUGCGGGCACACAGCCUGCCACUCCUGCCUCGUCGCGUGGUUCAAGGCCCCUCCCCCAGAUGCGCGCCCUCAAGAUGUGCUCCCCACAUGGCUCCGGAAGAAGACAUGUCCGCACUGCCGCGCAGUGGUUAAAGAGCGGCCGAUAGGAGUGUGGACAGUGAAGGACAUGGUCGCCGCUCUGGUGAAGAGCGGACUCGCGGCAGCCGCGUUCCCGCCUUCUCCAGCUCCUGACGCCGAGGUGCCCACCGCAGACCCCUGGGAAGGCAUAUUCCGCAGGGAGCCCGGGGCCUCGGGGAACCACAGGCAGGUAUUCCCAGGCCCUCCUCCCGCAUUAUUCCAGCAGAUGCUGGGUCUGCACGAUGUGGAAGACGGCGGCAUCUACCGCUGCAUCGACUGCAACCACGAGAUCUGGGACGGUGUGUGCUCGUCGUGCGGCCGUGUAUACCCCGGACAUGGAGGCGGUGACGACGAGGACGAUUACCCCGAGGACUACGAACUAGAGGAAGCCGAGUUGGCUGGCCUGAUGUUCGGCGGACCAUACAACAUCUUGAACCACCUACACGGUGACGGCAGCGGCGAUGAAGGGGACAGUGACGGCAGUUUGGGUGCCGUGAAUUUUGGUGAUGGCAAUACUGAGCUCAAUGGCAGCGACGACGAGGAUAGCGAGGAGGAUUACGAGAGCAGCUUCAUUGACGACGACGAGCAUGUUGUGCGUGACCGUCUGCAUUCUCCCCGCGACCAUGCCAGCGAGGGUUCAGGUGGGCCGCUGAUCAGGCAUAGAGUGGGUGGAGGUUCAAGCGGGAACCGUCCUCGUCCUCGAGCACGACGCGAGGUCCCUCGAUCUUCCCCCAUCGUAAUAUCGGAUGGGUCGGAUGAUGUAGAGAGCAUUUCAUCGGUCCAAGAUCUCCCGAGGCUAGGUCGACGGGCACGGCUGGUCGAUAGCGCUUCCGACGAUGAGACUUCUAUUGCAGAUGCAGAACGUGACUUGUCUGCCGUGGUCGCCGCUCGUGAAUUCGACGUGUAUGGAGACGACGGCUCGGUGCCUCGCUGGCGUGCUCUCCGAGAUAUAGAGGACGAUGAACAUAACAACUAUUAG